GUCAACUCACUAUACUUACACCGGCCAUGGCUGCCGCAGCUGCUGCCAUUCGUCCUAUGCGACUUGCAGCACUGACACGGACACGUUCCUCCGUAUUUCAGACUGCAUAUAACCCCACAUCAGCACGUACUGGAGCCAAAUACCUUCGCGCACGACUUCGCGGGCCUUCUAUGGUCAAAUACUAUACUCCAGAAGCCAAUAUUGCACAGCUCAUAAGACAAUGGCCUGAGUUGGAAAUGAUAAAUUUGGCAGAGGACGAAAGACUGCAAGAUGUGGAGGACAAAAAGAAGAGAGGGAAGGGUGCACCGAAGAAAGCCAAGGAGAAAGGUGACAGUCGCCGAGCUAGCAGGAGGCGAUGAUGUAUUGUGUUGGAGCUGGAGAACGACCCUGUUUUGUGUGUCUACGACAUGGCGGGAGACGACAAAUAGAGGACGGUCUACUACGUAGGUAUAUAUACGUGGUCGGGAUCCGGACAUCGAACGAUGACGAAGGGUGAACAUUAAACUCUAACACACACCCUCGACCGAGACAUCGUGAGGAAGAUAAUAAGCGCGUGAAGUUGAAAUGACUGAACUAUGAAACAGCGAGAAAGUGCUAGGAAGUUCAUUACCGCGUAUAUGUCGUACUGAGCACUGGGUGUCAUCUAAAUAGAGCCUGGAAAGAGAUAUUAGCAUACUUGGUGAAAGGUCGAAAACGUAGCUUGGUAUCACUGCAGUGUGUGAGGUGUUGCGUUGCAGCAUGCAUUCGAGUAAGG
Suillus fuscotomentosus is the source of this 754-nucleotide messenger RNA. Its product is annotated as mitochondrial ribosomal subunit S27-domain-containing protein. Gene Ontology annotation, cellular component: mitochondrion. The record is from RefSeq and is a predicted model, not a curated record. NCBI's taxonomy places the organism in Eukaryota, Fungi, Basidiomycota, Agaricomycetes, Boletales, Suillaceae. The transcript has 2 exons. The coding region runs from base 27 to 359 and encodes 110 amino acids.